This is a messenger RNA of Cordyceps fumosorosea ARSEF 2679, 693 nucleotides long. RefSeq lists its product as hypothetical. NCBI's taxonomy places the organism in Eukaryota, Fungi, Ascomycota, Sordariomycetes, Hypocreales, Cordycipitaceae. The record is from RefSeq and is a predicted model, not a curated record. Bases 1 to 693 code for a protein of 230 amino acids. The transcript has 3 exons.
AUGGCGGGGGUCGUCUUCCAAACCUACCGGCCAGCGCCGCCGCGCGGCCCCGACCUCGUCGUCGCCGGCCCCUCCUCGCAGCGACAAUCCCCAACGCAGCAGAUUGAGCUGCAGCCGAUGAUGACGCCCGCCGCGUACCCACCACCGCCGCCCGCGUCCCGACGACAACCGCCGCCGCCACCACCACCACCGCCGUCGCUCUCGCACGACCUCGUCAUGGAGAGGGCGCUGCCGCGCGCCUCCCACCGCUACGGGCUGUCGCAGGCCAUCGCGCGCAGCGUCAGCAUGAGCCUGGCGCUGGCCGGCCUGGCGAGCGCGCUGUACCUGGCCGCGCGGUGGCGCAUAAAGCGCGGCGUCGCGGGCGUGGCGAUUGGGGCGAACGCCGUGGCCAUCCUCAUCGACGCAUUCAUGCUCAUCGACCUCAUCAACACCAACCUGCCGCGCGUCUCGCCCUACGCCAUCGGCGGCCUCGACCUGGUCAUGAUGGCCGCGGCGCUGACGGCGGGCCUGUUCGUCGAGCUCUCGGACGAGGGCUACGAGGACGACCCGGCGCCCUGGCGGCACGUCAUGGUGGUCACGGCGGGCCUGACCUGGGCGACUGCGGGCGUGCGGCUGGUCUACGUGAUAUGGAGCAUCCUGGACUGUCGCCGCGUGCGCAAGACGAGGCAGGACAUGCAGAGAAACUACGUAUGA